AUGGGGCGGGGCUUCCGCCCGCCUUCCGCCCGCCUUCCUUCCGGCUUCUGUCCAGUUUCCGUCUGCCUUCGUCGGGCGCCGCCCGCUGCACGCUUCCCUGGGGUCACUGUCUACCUGGCUGAGCCACGCAUGGGCCGCAGCCGCCGGGCCUUCCUCACACGCCUGGCUCUCUCCAAGGGCUUCCGCGUCCUGGACGCCUACAGCUCGGAGGUGACACACGUCGUGAUGGAGGGGACCUCAGCAGAGGAGGCCGUCUGCCGGCAGGAGCAGAAGCGCAGGACGGCGGCCCUUCACCCAGGAUGCACCCGCCCAGUGCUCUUAGAUGUAAGCUGGUUCACGGAGAACGGCGGCCGGCAGCCUGUCCCUGUGGAGUGCCGGCACCGCCUGGAGGUGGCUGUGUGCAGGAAGGGGCCGCCACGCCCAGCAUGGGGGCUGCCCUGUGCCUGCCAGCAUCCCACACCCGUCACGCACCACGACGCCGGCCUGCAGGAGGCUCUGGAGACGCUGGCAGAGGCCGCGGGCUUCGCCGGCGUUGAGGGCCGCCAACUCUCGUUGUGCAGAGCGGCCUCAGUGCUCAAGGCCCUUCCCAGCCCGGUCACGGCCCUGAGCCAGCUGCGUGGCCUGGCCCGCUUUGGAGAACACUCGCGCAGGGUCGUCCAGGAGCUGCUGGAACACGGAGUGUGUGAGGAGGGGGAGAGAGUCCGGCUCUCGGAGAGGUACCAGGCCAUGAAGGUCCUCACUCAGAUCUUUGGGGUCGGGGUAAGGACUGCUGACCGGUGGUACCGGGAGGGGCUGCGGACGCUGGACGACCUCCGAGAGCAGCCCCAGAGACUGACCCAGCAGCAGAGAGCAGGACUCCAGCACCACCAGGACCUGAGCACCCCGAUCCUGCCGUCAGACGUGGAGACCCUGCAGCAGGCGGUGGAGGCAGCCGGGGGGCAGGCCCUUCCUGGGGCCGCCGUCGCGCUGACCGGCGGCUUCCGGAGUCAGACUGGCCCCCUCCGGGGGAAGUUGCAGGGCCACGACAUGGACUUCCUCAACCACCCCCAGGAGGGCCGGGAGGCCGGGCUGCUGCCGACCCCACGUGGCGGUACCCGGCCAUGUCUGCUCUCCCCCCAGGGCCUUGUCCUGUACCGCCAGCACCAGAGACGGCAGGCAGACGACCCCACCCACCUGCCCCGGCAGAGCCACACCAUGGAUGCCUUCGAGGGGGCUUUCUGCAUUCUCCACCCGCCACAACCCCCAGGGGAUGCUGUAGGGGCGCCCAGAGGCCCUGCCUCACCCUGACCCCUGGUGGUCACCCCCAUCAGCCCGUUCCCCUUUGCGCUACUCGGCUGGACUGGCUCCAAGCGUUUCGAGCGGGAGCUGUGCCGCUUCAGCCGGAAGGAGAGGGGGCUCUGGCUGAACAGCCGUGGUCUGUUUGAUCCGGGGCAGAAGACGUUUUUCCACGUGGCUUCAGAGGAAGACAUCUUCAGACUCUUGGGCCUUGAGUACCUUCCCCCCCAGCAGAGAAAUGCCUGGUCCUAUUAGCUGGCCCCCACUUCCACUCUCUGGAAAUGGAGGGUGCCAUUUGAGCCAGACGCUAUGGGUGUUGUGGUCCCUGAAUGUUUCCAGGUGGAACAUGCACUGCUGCCCCAAGUCCUCACGCCUCCCAAGCGGGAGCCCUGUCUGUGUGGACCAGCAGUCCCCCACAGACACCCAGUUCAAGGUGUCAUGAAAUGAGCACGUGGAACAAACUAAGCUGUAUUUUCUGAAUGUGUUGCUGGUGUGGGUGACCAGGGAGCAUAGGUAUUGGUUCUGCCCAGAGGUCAGCUACAGGGUGCUGGUGAGGGCGGGGGAUGUGGACCUAAGACAGAUAGACUUCCAGUUAUUUCUCCAACAAAAACGGGUUUAUUCAGGAUCAGCAGAGAAUGGGUCUGCAACCAUGGCAAGCCAUGUGCAAGUCCCCAGCAAAAAUGGAAAGGAAAACGCUUUUACAGAGGGGAAAAGGAAUUUGGGAGGGCUAUAGUAAACAAGAGUCCAUGGCUUUUCAUUGGCUGAGUCCUCAUCAGGAACGAAGAGGAGAUCCUUCUUUCUGUUGGGCUCUGCUAUCAUCACAGGGCACGAGCGCUCCCCCUUCUGGUCUCCCAACUCUUGAGGUUUCUGUUUAUUAAUCUUUUUACACUCCCCCUUUCGAACAAGAUGUUUCUCUGAAAGCAUCACUAAUCUGAGUCAGGCUUUCCAGUUUCAGGGUCUUUUUGUCUCUCAAUACAAGGAAGGACCUUUCCUGGGUGUAGUGUCCCACAUCAGAGGGAAAGUGCACAGACUGGAGAUCUAUUGAGGUCAUAUUUAAGUAACAAGGAGGAGUAGGAGGGACAACUCUUAGGCACUUUUUAUCUAAAGUCCCUGUGUUACCAAGAUCCUAAAUGGUAGAGAUUAUCUGAAGCCUUAUGUAAUCAAAGGUUUGGUGACAAAAUUCCAACAGGCCUAGUCUGAAUAUCUUUGGAAAGCUGGCUCAUCGGAUGUCGUCUGCUUCAGUUCAGGGAAAUCUUUACUUUCAGGUCACCAGAUGAUUUGCAGGUCCAGACAGGGUUUGGUGCUUUCUUUAGGUGUGUCAUGUGAAUCCAAGAGUUGUAUUCCUUGGAGUUUUGCAGCACAAGGGUUGGUUAGCAGUACCUGAUAGCAGCCUUUCCAGCAAGGUUGAAGAGAGUCCUUCUGGAGGUGUCUUUUCCAAUAGAUGAAAUCUCCAGGUUGCAAGGUGUGAUGUUUAAGGUCUUCAUCUCCCAAGAGUGCACUCUGAAAAGGUUGCCUACCAAAACAUGGUUAUUUUUAAUAGAGGCAAUUAGGCCUUUGCAGUAUUGGAGUAUCUCUCUUUUUAUUAGUUGUGGGUCAAAAGAGGCAGGAGCCAAGUGCACUGGGCAUCCUGUGACUGCCUCAAAGGGUGUAAAAGUUCCAAAAGAGGUGGGUCUAUGAUUUAGAAGGACCAACAGCAAUGCUUUUGACCAAGGUAUUUGGAGGGCCUCUACAAGUUUUGCCAGUUGAGUCUUAAUAAUGCUGUUAGUGUGUUUGACCAAACCAGAGGAUUGAGGGUGGGAAGUGCAGUGAAAGUGUUGUAAAACUGGCCAAACAGCACAGACUUUUUGAAGCACCUGGCCAGUGAAAUGGGUUCCUCUAUCAUUAUGAAGUUGAAAAGGAGUUCUCCAGGUAGGAUAAUCUUAUCCAAGGCACUUCAGUCACAGAAGAGGUAGUAACCUAUCUGUAAGGGAAAGCUCCAGUCCAGUGUGAAAACAUACAUACCAUGACUAAAACAUACUUAUAUCCAUGAAAUGGAGGAAGUUGUAUGAAAUCCAUUUGCCAGAUCUCAAAUGAUCCAUCAGGCAAUUUAAAAUGUCCAGGAGCAGUACAAACAGACUUCCCUGGGUUGUAAUUCAGACAAGGGGAACAAUGAGUAGGUACUUUCUGUGGCCUUGUUAGUGUUUCCCCACCAAUACUGACUCAUGAAGGCUAUCAUCUUGUCAGUAGACCAGUGGUUUAAUGCAUGUACAGUAGUGAGGAGUGGGAAUUUUACAGUCUCCGGUAGAACUGGGUUGUUACUUGGUCUGAACCAGAGCUUUCUCUUUUUUAUCAAACCAACAGUCGUUGAAUUUCCAAUCUUGUUUUUCUUUUCCUGAGGCCAGUUUUUGGGCUUCUCGAGCCAGUUUUUAAAGGAAUCACUUGAGGAAGUAUCCCUUUGGACCAUGACAGAAGUUUAGCUGCUGUGGUUCCUUUAAAGGUGGAAUUCCUUGCAGAAAUUUCGGCAAGGUGAUUUACCUUAGCUUCCAGAGAGUCCAGUUUAGAAUGCCCUGGAAUCUUACUGAUAACUCAAGGGUGGAUAAAAGUGUUGCAUCCAAUAAUUCCUGAACACGGGGGCCAUUUUUAAUUUUAUUUCUGCUGGAAAUAAGGAAGCCACAUUGCUUCCACAACAUUCCAAAAUCACGAGCUACUCCGAGAACGUAUCUACUAUCAAUAUAAAUAUUGGCAGUUCUGUCCUUGGCUAAAGUACAAGCCUGUGUGAGAGCAUAUCAUUCAGCCUGUUGGGCCAAAGUAGCCGUAGGUAAAGAUGCUGCCUCAACAACAUCAAAAGAAUUGCAGUAACAUCCCCAGCACAAUAUCUGCCAUUGUCCCCUUUUAAAUAAGAACCAUCAGUGAACGUGAGGUCAGUGUUACCGACUGAAAUUUCCUAGAGAUCAUUAUGAGGAGUCAGGAGGUGGUCUGUCAGGGUUAAGCAGUUGUGAGGGACUUCCUCAGUGACAGAGGAGAGAAGAGUAGCAGGGUUAAGGUUAUUACAACGUAGAAGAGUUAUGUGAAGACCAGCUGACGAUAGGACUCCAAAGGAGGUGAGACGCCUGACUGAGAAAAGUUGAGUGUGAUGAGAAUUCAGGAGGGCUAUUGCAUGAGGUUCAGAAAUGAUUAAAGGAGAUCCCACAAUGAUUUUCUCAGCGGCCUUAACCACAAGGGCGGUGGCCGUGAUGGCUCUAGGCGAGAGGGGUAUUUAUUUCCGUGUUACAGGGUCCAGUUGCUGGCCAUAAUACGCUGUGGGUCGACGGUGGUCUCCAUGUU
Messenger RNA from Balaenoptera ricei (Rice's whale), 4578 nucleotides. It is a transcript of the gene POLM, whose product is annotated as DNA polymerase mu. Gene Ontology annotation, biological process: double-strand break repair via nonhomologous end joining. The record is from RefSeq and is a predicted model, not a curated record. Gene Ontology annotation, molecular function: DNA-directed DNA polymerase activity; DNA binding. Gene Ontology annotation, cellular component: nucleus. NCBI's taxonomy places the organism in Eukaryota, Metazoa, Chordata, Mammalia, Artiodactyla, Balaenopteridae.